AUGGCGAGCAUCGGCGACGCGUUCAACACGUUCUUCGCCUCGCUCAGGGGCCGGAGCACGACGGGAAAUGAGCCUUCAGAUGUGUCGUCCUUCCGCGCGUUCGAGCAGGCGGCCGACAAGGACAAGGCCGCGAAGCACAGCAAGUCCACGGCGCGGGCGUACCGCGGCGCCCGGCCGCAGGACAGCACCGUGACGGAAACCAUCCUCAUGGGCCCGAAAGACGCGGAGGAGCCGCCGUUCCGCGCGACGUACGUGAAGCGGUACCAGGAGCUGGUGAAGCGGUCCAAGGAGAUGGGCGCGCAGGACCCGUGGGACAAGUGGUACAACGAGCGGUGGAUGUGA
Pedinophyceae sp. YPF-701 is the source of this 342-nucleotide messenger RNA. The record is from the annotation of a GenBank genome assembly. NCBI's taxonomy places the organism in Eukaryota, Viridiplantae, Chlorophyta, Pedinophyceae.